Penicillium egyptiacum is the source of this 1179-nucleotide messenger RNA. The record is from the annotation of a GenBank genome assembly. Lineage: Eukaryota; Fungi; Ascomycota; Eurotiomycetes; Eurotiales; Aspergillaceae.
AUGGCUGAAACUGCGAAUCGCAAAUGCCGGGGUGUGGACUGCCCUAACGACGCAGGCACCCUACAAUGUCCGACAUGUCUAAAGAGCGGCACCGACAGUUUCUUCUGUUCGCAGGACUGUUUCAAACGAAGCUGGAGUGAACAUAAGAGCAUUCACAAAAAGAGUAAUAUCCUCACCAACCUUUUUCCUCCGAAGGUAGUUUCUGAACCAGAUCCAGCCACCGGAACCUUCAAUCCGUACCCAUCUUUCCCUUAUAGCGGUUCUUUGAGGCCCGUCUAUCCUCUGUCCGCCAAACGAACGAUUCCGAAGACAAUCCCGCACCCAGACUAUGCCCGCGAUGGUAUUCCCCGCUCCGAGCAAAAGCUUAUCGGCCGUCAUAACAUCACCAUCCUGAAUAAGGAGGAGCAAGAGGGCAUGCGCAAGGUCUGCCGGUUGGCUCGUGAGGUUUUGGAUGCUGCAGCACGUGAAUUGAAGCCUGGUGUCACAACGGACUACAUCGACGAGGUUGUCCACAAGGCUUGUAUAGAGCGUGAUUCUUACCCCUCGCCGCUGAACUACAUGAACUUCCCCAAGUCCGUAUGCACCUCGGUCAACGAGACUAUCUGCCACGGUAUUCCCGAUCAACGGCCCUUGCAGGAUGGAGACAUUGUAAACAUUGAUGUCACUCUGUAUCACAAGGGAUUCCACGGCGAUAUCAACGAGACCUACUAUGUUGGAGACAAAGCACUUGCGAACCCCGAUGCUGUCCGAGUGGUGGAAACCUCGCGUGAAUGUCUGAACCAGUCAAUUGACCUGGUCAAGCCUGGGAUGCUGUUCCGCGAACCUGGAAAUGUCAUUGAGAAGCAUGCCAAGGGCCGUAACUGCAGUGUCGUCAAGAGCUACUGCGGCCACGGUAUCAACCAGCUGUUCCACUGUGCACCUAACAUUCCUCAUUACGCUAAGAAUAAGGCUGUAGGCACUGCCAAGCCCGGUAUGUGCUUCACGAUUGAGCCCAUGAUCAACAUUGGUACCCACCGUGACCGCACUUGGCCCGACGACUGGACCAGCACGACCCAAGACGGAUCUCUGUCAGCCCAGUUCGAGCAUACCCUUCUCGUAACUGAGGAUGGUGUCGAGGUGCUUACUGCUCGUCUGGCUGACUCACCUGGUGGGCCAGUUCCUAUGCCUUCGACGGCAUGA